GUAGAGAAGUUAUCAAAACUUACCUGAACAAUGCAGGAAAACAUUCCCGCUGUGGUAUUGUAUGCUAAUAAAAAUACAUUGCCGUUGGAACGUAUCAACAUUCAUAUAUAUGCGUACUUUCCAUUGAUCAGUUGAUAUUCAGUAGUGACUGAAUCGUGACCGAUUUGAUUCACUGCAGACUACGUAUAAAUAAAGUGAAAUAUGUACGAAAAGCGCUACUAACAACAAUUUACAACAAAUUAAAAGUCACUUUGAGAUUUGUUUAAAAUUAUUAUACAUUGCUGCAGUCAAUUAUGGAUUUAAAUGAAAGAGUGACAGCUAACUCACAUAAUCAUAAUCAAAUUAUUAAAGAGGAAGAGAAAGUCACGUUGGAUACUAUUCUGGUUCAUAUCGGUCAAUUUGGUAAAUUUCAAAUCAAUAUCCUACUGCUGAUAUGCAUUCCAAUGAUGUUUAGUGCGAUAUUCUCGGUAGCUUAUGUAUUUACGGCCGGGACGGUGAUCUACAGAUGUAAUAUUACAGAAUGUGACGAUAUCGAUAGCAAAUACGAUGAACCAUGGACCGAAUACGCCAUACCCUACAAAAGCAACUCCGUUUUAGAUCGAUGUCAUCGUUAUGCUGCUAAUCUAACUGACAAUCUUACCAAUUUUAAUGCCGAAUUCAAUUAUAACACUAAGUGUAAAAAUGAUCACUUCGAUCGUAAUAACACACAACCCUGCAGCACCGAUAAUUUAAUAUUUCGUGAUAGUGAAGAAACAAUUUCAAAUGAAUUUCACAUAUAUUGCAAGGAUGAAUGGAAAUUAUCGAUGGUGGGAACUCUCAACAAUAUAGGCCAAUUUAUCGGUAUUCCAAUUGGUGGCUACAUUUCCGAUAUGUAUGGUCGGCGCACAUCGUUAAUAUUGUGUAGUUUUAUUGCCGGAAUUUUGGGUAUCAUACGUUCGUUCGCUACAUCUUAUGUAUUUUUCGUUGUGUUCGAAAUUUUAGACAGCAUCGCCUCAAGUUCGAUUUACUCAGUUUGCUUUAUUAUUGGCAUAGAGCUUGUAGGUCCGCAGAAACGAGUAUUAGCUUGCUGUUUAAUUACCGUCUUUUACGCUUUGGGUGAGAUUCUUUUGGCCCUAUUCGCUAAAUAUUACCAAAAUUGGCGAAUUUUAUUGCGCAUACUUUAUGGCCCUACAUUGGCAUUGGUCGCCUAUUUUUGGAUAUUACCGGAAAGUGUACGUUGGCUGUUAAGUCAAAAUCGUGAUGAAGAAGCCAAAUUGAUUUUGAAACAAGCAUCUGCUGUCAAUCGGUCUGAAUUGCCGGACCGUUGGUUAGAAAAACUCGUUACGGCCAAUGAUCAGAAACUUCGCAAUAGCAGUGAGAAGAAAUUUCCGAUUAGAGAAGCAUUCGAUAAAUUUUUCUGGCGCAUAGCAAACUGUUCCUAUUGCUGGAUAGUAAAUGUACUUGUGUACUAUGGUCUUAGUUUGAGCGCCGUGCUUCUCCACGAUAAUUAUUAUAUUCAAUUGGUGUUAUUUCUCUUGGGUAAAAUGGCAAUAACUGCGAGCUUUCAAGUUCUAUAUUUUUUCACAUCGGAAAUUUUUCCAACCACAUUACGCAAUAGCCUCCUGUCAUUCUGUUCGAUGAUGGGUCGUUUUGGUUCAAUGUUAGCAGCCCAGACCCCACUUCUAGCUAAAUAUUCUGAAAAUGCUCCUCCCAUAUUAUUCGCAAUUACUGCGCUCACUAGUGCUGGCUUAUCACUGUUAUUACCUGAGACGACAAACAAGAUCUUACCAAACACAGUUAAGGAAGCCAAUGACAUCGGUGGAACAAAGAAGACCAACGCAACCGCAGUAGAAGAUUUUGUUACCUAAAAAGUUCUUUUGGUAUCCAAGUUGCGUAUGUAUUUACGUCAUUGUCUAUAUAUGUAAAUUCUCCAUAAAAUUGCGUUUGAAAAAUCUGCAGGUUGGAAAAAAUAAAUAUUAACUGUGGUGUACAUAAUUUGCACAAUUCAAAUUUAUUGAAUCUUUUAUUACCUUUCAAAAGAUUCGGACACGUUAGUCCCAUUUGUCCUUCAGAAAUACGUCAAAGCUAUAUAGCGGGUAAACUAAACAUCAUUUGUUUAUCGCUUCUUCCGUCUGCCUGUAGCUGUUGCGCGACCGCAAAAUCGAUUGGAGAAUAUCCAACUCUACUAAUUAACUGACUAUGGGAGGAAGCGCAGUUCGAAAGUGAUUUGCAAAAUACCCUUACGCAACAAAAGAAGGGCUUUCAUCGUUUUCGGCCGACAUAAAUCGACCUUGACGCGAAUAUUACCUAAUCAAAUAUUUCGAUACGAAAUUUUCAGUUUAAACAUAAACAUGACAUUAAUUUCAAGUCCCUUGUUGGAAUUCUCUUUUUAAUAAUUAUUGUGUGAGUAAAAGAACAUAAGUCUAUCAUAAAAUAGGGAUGAUCAACACGUGUUCAAUCCAAUUCAGAAAUGAUUUUACGGACGAUACGAAUUUGCAGGGGUAUUGGAAGAUUCAAGAUUGAAGGAAAUCCAGCAAAAAAAUACGAAAAGAGAACUUACUACCUACCGCGUUCAAAAAAUGCCAAAAUAAAGAGUAUUUUUUAUUUAACCUCUACAGUGGCCCAAUAAAGUCUACAUGCACUGCGAAAAAUUAAGAUUUCUCCUAUUAAAAGCUACAUUUAUGGGUUGAGGCUCGA
Messenger RNA from Glossina fuscipes, 2676 nucleotides. It is a transcript of the gene SLC22A, whose product is annotated as organic cation transporter protein. Gene Ontology annotation, cellular component: membrane. Gene Ontology annotation, biological process: transmembrane transport. The transcript is spliced from 7 exons. The record is from RefSeq and is a predicted model, not a curated record. Bases 294 to 1847 code for a protein of 517 amino acids. NCBI's taxonomy places the organism in Eukaryota, Metazoa, Arthropoda, Insecta, Diptera, Glossinidae. Gene Ontology annotation, molecular function: transmembrane transporter activity.